GCCAUUUAUCCAUACAAAGCGAGAUGCAUUACAGGAUAUUAGACCCAUUGUCCCAUCUACUCACAUUACCUUAAAUCCGAUGUGACCUACCUGAAUGCUGAUCCUUCAAUGUUUUAAUGUUCUGUCCUCAGUGUCUCCUGUGUGUCCAUGACGCUGUAGCUCAGAGAACCUUUGAGCCCACUCUGCCACCAAUACCUGACACUGUUCUGGAAGACGAUGAGGAUUCUGUCAAGAUUGUCAGUCUGGUCAAAACCAAAGACCCCCUGGGUGCAACAAUUAAAAUGGAUAAAUCCACAGGGACGAUUGUUGUGGCGAGGAUCAUGAGAGGAGGUGCAGCUGAUAAAAGCGGCCUGAUCCAUGAAGGAGAUGAGCUGAAAGAGGUGAAUGGAGUCUCACUGGAACACAGGAAGCCAAAGGAAAUCCUUUCUCUUCUGGUUAGUCUCACCUUCGUGCCUUGGUUUUAUACAUCUCUUUGUUAA
Messenger RNA from Notothenia coriiceps (black rockcod), 479 nucleotides. RefSeq names its product MAGUK p55 subfamily member 7-like. The record is from RefSeq and is a predicted model, not a curated record. Gene Ontology annotation, molecular function: protein binding. The coding region runs from base 117 to 479 and encodes 120 amino acids. NCBI's taxonomy places the organism in Eukaryota, Metazoa, Chordata, Actinopteri, Perciformes, Nototheniidae. The transcript is spliced from 3 exons.